GCCCGCCCGCCGCGCCAGGCGCCGGGCCCGCCGCUGAGCCCGGCCAGCCGGCGCGCCCCGUCCGGGAUGGGGCGCCUGGACGCCUGAGUCGCCGUUCGGCGCGACCUCCGCGCGGGGGAAGGAGCGGGCGCCGCGCGGCCGCGGUAGAAUGGAGGUAUCCGGCGGCAGCGAUCCCCGCGGCGACGGGGCUGGGGACAGUGCCCACGCCGACCCCCGGGUCCCCGGCGCCGCUGCUCCCAGCUCCGGCCCGUGCGCAGCCGCCCGGGAGUCGGAGCGCCAGCUGCGCCUCCGCCUCUGCGUCCUCAACGAGAUCUUGGGCACCGAGAGGGACUACGUGGGCACCUUGCGCUUCUUGCAGUCGGCCUUCCUACACCGCAUCCGGCAGAAUGUGGCGGACUCCGUGGAGAAGGGCCUCACAGAGGAGAACGUCAAGAUCCUGUUCUCGAACAUUGAAGACAUCCUGGAAGUUCAUAAGGAUUUCUUGGCUGCCUUGGAGUAUUGUUUACGUCCGGAGCCUCAGUCUCAGCAUGAACUUGGGAAUGUUUUCUUAAGAUUUAAGGAUAAGUUCUGCGUGUAUGAGGAAUAUUGCAGCAACCAUGAGAAGGCCCUGCGGCUGCUUGUGGAACUGAACAAGAUCCCCACCGUGCGUGCCUUCCUGUUGAGCUGCAUGCUUCUGGGAGGCCGGAAGACCACGGACAUCCCCUUGGAGGGCUAUCUGCUGUCCCCGAUUCAGAGGAUCUGCAAAUACCCCUUGCUCCUUAAGGAGCUGGCCAAGAGGACCCCCGGCAAGCACCCGGACCACCCUGCAGUCCAGAGCGCUCUGCAGGCCAUGAAGACUGUCUGCUCCAACAUCAAUGAGACCAAGCGGCAGAUGGAGAAGCUGGAGGCCCUGGAGCAGCUGCAGUCCCACAUCGAAGGCUGGGAGGGCUCCAACCUCACGGACAUCUGCACCCAGCUUCUCUUGCAAGGCACUUUGUUAAAAAUCUCUGCAGGCAACAUCCAGGAAAGGGCCUUCUUCCUCUUCGACAACCUCCUUGUUUAUUGCAAGCGGAAAUCCAGGGUCACCGGGAGCAAGAAAUCCACCAAGAGGACCAAAUCCAUCAAUGGCUCCCUCUACAUCUUCAGGGGUCGAAUCAACACAGAAGUCAUGGAGGUGGAGAACGUGGAAGAUGGGACAGCGGAUUAUCACAGCAAUGGCUACACUGUCACCAAUGGCUGGAAGAUCCACAACACUGCCAAGAACAAGUGGUUUGUCUGCAUGGCCAAGACGGCGGAAGAGAAGCAGAAGUGGCUGGAUGCCAUCAUCCGCGAGAGGGAGCAGCGCGAAAGCCUGAAGCUGGGCAUGGAGCGGGAUGCCUACGUCAUGAUUGCAGAGAAGGGGGAGAAGCUUUACCACAUGAUGAUGAGCAAGAAGGUGAACCUGAUCAAGGACCGUCGGAGAAAGCUGAGCACGGUCCCCAAGUGCUUCCUUGGCAACGAGUUUGUUGCCUGGCUCCUGGAGAUUGGUGAAAUCAGCAAGACCGAAGAAGGAGUCAACUUGGGCCAGGCCUUGUUGGAGAAUGGAAUAAUCCACCAUGUCUCUGACAAGCACCAGUUCAAGAACGAGCAGGUGAUGUACCGUUUCCGCUAUGAUGAUGGCACCUACAAGGCCCGGAGUGAGCUGGAGGACAUCAUGUCCAAGGGUGUGAGGCUUUACUGCCGUCUACACAGCCUCUACACCCCCGUGAUCAAAGACCGUGAUUACCACCUGAAGACAUACAAGUCGGUGCUGCCUGGGAGCAAGCUGGUGGACUGGCUGCUGGCUCAGGGUGAUUGCCAGACGCGGGAGGAGGCAGUGGCGCUUGGCGUGGGCCUAUGUAACAACAGCUUCAUGCACCAUGUGCUGGAGAAGAGCGAGUUCAAGGACGAGUCCCAGUAUUUCCGUUUCCACGCUGACGAGGAGAUGGAGGGAACCAGCGGCAGGAACAAACAGCUGCGCAAUGACUUCAAGCUGGUGGAGAACAUUCUGGCCAAGCGCCUGCUGAUCCUGCCUCAGGAGGAGGACUACGGCUUCGACAUCGAGGAGAAGAACAAGGCCGUGGUGGUGAAGUCUGUCCAGAGGGGUUCCCUGGCUGAGAUGGCUGGCCUGCAGGUGGGGAGGAAGAUCUACUCCAUCAACGAGGACCUGGUGUUCCUGAGGCCCUUUGCCGAGGUGGAGUCCAUUCUCAACCAGUCUUUCUGCUCCCGCCGCCCCCUGCGCCUCCUGGUAGCCACCAAGGCCAAGGAGGUCAUCAAAGUCCCGGACCAUCCAGAGGCUCUGUGCUUCCAGAUCCGUGGAACUGCCCCACCGUAUGUCUACGCUGUGGGGAGAGGCUCAGAGGCUGCGGCUGCAGGGCUCUGUGCUGGCCAGUGCAUCCUGAAGGUCAAUGGCAACAACGUGAUGAGUGAUGGCGCCCCACAGGUCCUAGAGCACUUCCAGGCAUUCCGGAGCCACCGAGAAGAGGCCCUGGGUCUAUACCAGUGGGUCUACCACACCCACGAGGAUGCCCAGGAGGCUCGAGCCAGCCAGGAGUCCCCUGGAGAGGACCCUAAUGGUGAGGGGACCCAGGAGGAAGACCAGCCUGACUCAGCCUCCCCUCUGCUGUCCCUGGGUCCCCAGCUGAGUCUGCAUGAGGACAGCCCUGUGGUCAGCACGACCGUGGACAACGUCCACCUGGAGCACGGCGUGGUGUAUGAGUAUGUGAGCACAGCAGGUGUCAAGUGCCAUGUGCUAGAGAAGAUCGUGGAGCCCCGUGGCUGCUUUGGCCUCACUGCCAAGAUCCUCAAGGCCUUUGCUGCUGAUGACAGUGUCUUUGUGCAGAACUGCGGGCGGCUCAUGGCCCUGAGCAACAACAUCAGGACCAUGUCUCACUAUGAAUUCCGCAACAUCUGCGACACCAAGCUGGAGAGCAUUGGCCAGAGAAUUGCCUGCUACCAGGAGUUUGCAGCCCAGCUGAAGAACAGGGUCAGCCCACCCUUCAAACAAGCAUCCCUGGAACCCCAUCCACUAUGUGACCUGGACUUCUGCCCAACCAAUUGCCAUGUCAACCUCAUGGAAGUGUCUUACCCCAAGACCACACCUUCGAUUGGCAGGUCCUUCAGCAUCCGCUUUGGUCGCAAACCAUCCCUUAUUGGCCUUGACCCAGAACAAGUGGGCCAUCUGAAUCCAAUGUCCUAUACCCAACACUGCAUCACCACCAUGGCUGCCCCUUCCUGGAAGUGCCUGCCUGCUGCGGAUGGGGACCUCCAACACCAGGGUCCCAACAACAGCAGCUUUGGGCCAGCCAAUGGAGCCCUUGGCCAGGAGGACCGGGGCCUGAGCUUUCUACUCAAGCAGGAGGACCGUGAGAUCCAAGAUGCCUACCUGCAGCUCUUUACCAAACUGGAUGUGGCCCUGAAGGAGAUGAAGCAAUAUGUCACUCAGAUCAACAGGCUGCUGUCCACUAUCACAGAGCCCACCUCUGGAGGGUCCCGUGAUCCACCCUUGGCUGAGGAGGCCUCGUCCCCGCCGCUGGUCAGCGAAGAGAGUGAUAUGGACAGGACGGACCAUGGGGGCAUCAAGAAGGUGUGCUUCAAGGUGUCUGAGGAGGAUCAGGAGGACUCGGGUCAUGACACCAUGAGCUACCGUGACUCCUACAGCGAGUGUAACAGUAAUCGGGAUUCCGUCCUGUCCUACACCAGCGUGAGAAGUAACAGCUCCUACCUGGGCAGCGAUGAGAUGGGGUCUGGGGACGAGCUGCCCUGUGACAUGCGGAUCCCAUCAGACAAGCAGGACAAGCUUCACGGCUGCCUGGAGCAUCUCUUUAACCAGGUGGACUCCAUCCACACACUCCUCAAGGGGCCAGUCAUGAGCAGGGCUUUUGAAGAGACCAAGCAUUUCCCCAUGGACCACAGCUUGCAAGAGUUCAAACAGAAAGAAGAGUGUACAAUCCGUGGCCGGAGCUUGAUCCAGAUUAGCAUCCAGGAGGACCCCUGGAACCUUCCCAACUCCAUCAAGACCCUGGUGGACAACAUUCAGAGAUAUGUGGAAGAUGGGAAGAACCAGCUGCUCCUGGCCUUGCUGAAAUGCACAGACACAGAGCUGCAGCUGCGGAGGGAUGCCAUCUUCUGCCAAGCCCUGGUGGCCGCCGUGUGCACCUUCUCUGAGCAGCUGCUGGCAGCCCUCAGCUACCGCUACAACAACAACGGCGAGUACGAGGAGAGCAGCCGGGAUGCCAGCCGCAAGUGGCUGGAGCAGGUGGCGGCCACCGGGGUCCUCCUGCACUGCCAGUCCCUGCUCUCUCCGGCUGCCCUGAAGGAGGAGCGGACCAUGCUAGAGGACGUCUGGGUGACCCUGUCAGAGCUGGACAAUGUCACCUUCUCCUUCAAGCAGCUGGAUGAGAACUACGUGGCCAAUGCCAAUGUCUUCUAUCAUAUUGAGGGCAGCCGGCAGGCGCUGAAGGUCAUCUUCUACCUCGACAGCUACCACUUCUCCAAGCUGCCCUCCCGGCUGGAGAGCGGGGCCAGCCUGAGGCUGCAUACUGUGCUCUUCACGCGAGCUCUGGAGAAUGUGGAGGGGCCGCCUCCUCCGGGCAGCCAGGCUGCAGAAGAGCUGCAGCAGGAGAUCAAUGCCCAGUCCCUGGAGAAGGUUCAGCAGUAUUACCGCAAACUCAGGGCGUUUUACCUGGAACGGUCUAACCUGCCCACGGAUGCCAGCACCACGGCGGUGAAAAUAGACCAGCUGAUACGCCCCAUCAAUGCCCUGGACGAGCUCUGCCGCCUCAUGAAGUCCUUUGUCCACCCCAAACCUGGUGCUGGAGGGAGCGUGGGCGCCGGCCUCAUUCCCAUCUCCUCCGAGCUCUGCUACCGCCUGGGUGCUUGCCAGAUCGCCAUGUGCGGCACGGGCAUGCAGAGGAGCACCCUGAGCGUCUCCUUGGAGCAAGCGGCCAUCUUGGCGCGGAGCCACGGGCUGCUGCCCAAGUGCAUCAUGCAGGCCACGGACAUCAUGCGCAAGCAGGGCCCCAGGGUGGAGAUUCUGGCCAAAAACCUCAGAGUCAAGGAUCAGAUGCCCCAGGGUGCACCAAGGCUCUACCGCCUCUGCCAGCCGCCGGUGGAUGGAGACCUCUAAACGCUGCAGUGCCCGGAGUCGACUGCGUCCUCUGGAGCUGGGAUUUGGGAGGACACAGGGCCAUGUCGGUCGGCCUUCCCCAGAGCUGGUCCGAGGCCUCUGCUCCCACCUGCUCCAUCACCUCCUUUGAGGACAAGUGGUGCCCACGCUCUUGGGACAAGCUGGCUGAUUGGCCCGCGGCCUGCACAUUCUCUGAAUUCUGCCAGAUGCCCGAAGGGUACUGGGGACCCACAGAACGGAAGGGUGCAGCCAGGGCCUGGGCUCCUGCCCACAAGUCCCCAGGACAUAGGGGAGAAGUCACGGGCACAGCAGCUGGAGGCCCACAGACCCAGCUCCCCCUGGAUGGCUCAACCUGCACUUUUGAAACCCCUGGUUUCCUUCAACAUCCACAUUCCAGGCGACACUCGUGUCUCCUCCUCCUCACCUUAGCUUCCAGGUUCACCCCUAACCUUGUACUAACCUGCUUGGUGGACUCCGAAAAGCUGGGCUUCUGUCAGGAAAGACAGAGAGACAGGGCACAACGUGUUAGCAAGAGGACACUCAAAAGUGACACCAGCUUCCGACAUCCUGGCCACUGGAACCUGAGCAUUCAGCGCGGGGCACAAGAUUUGCUCCGGCUUUAUUUAUAUGGCGUGAAAUCUCUAUGGUUUAUUUUGGGGUCUUAAUGUUUGUUGAUGUUGUCAGGAUCUUUUUUUUCCAGGUUGUGACUAUAUAUUUGACAUUUUAAAUUUCAAAGAGAAGUAUAUUGUCUAACAGGGGACCAACAUAAGGUAGUAUGGACACCUUUUCCCAGUUCUACUAAAAAAAAAAAAAGAAAAGAAAGAAAAAAAGGAAAACUAAAUUAUUGAAAAGUCAAAAAAUGUCAAUAUUUCAUCAUUUUUACUAUCAGGAUCAUAAGGUAUCACUUUCAGGUAUUGUCUAUGAUUCUCUCCCCCGGCCACCCUCAGUGCUCCAGCCGUUGGUCAGGAUUAGAAUGAAUUACUUUGCUGUCUUUGAAUUCCUGCCAACAAGGGUUGGAGAGGCGGCUGGGUCAGGGCUGGGGUGGAAACACCACCUGGGAUGCUGUUCCGCACAGAUGUCUGUCUGCAGGUAGGAGGGCCACUGGGAAACAAUGGGUGGUGGCUUCCGUAAUUUAUUUUCUUGGCAUCAGCUCAGCGUAGGGUGUUCGGUACUUCUCAGCCAGCCUGAGAGACAGGAAGCCAGCUUGCCUGCUACCUUCUGGGCACAGGGACCCAUCUGAGAUCCCCUUCGCAGUUUGUCCCCUCCAGUUCCUGUAUGCCAGCAGGGAAAUGUCAUAGGUGAGGCAGAAGGGAGGGACUGUCCUUCCGCCCUUGGCUGGUGGGUGAGAGCAGGUGUGGUUUCCACAGCUCCUGAGGCUUGAAGCCAUGCCAGUAUCUUGACCUCCUUGGACCCCAGAAACCUUCUUUUUGUGCCCACCUGUCACUAGAUUGCAAGGGGCGAGCUUGUUGCUGGAAACGGGUAAUACUGUUAGACACAAGGACCUGUGUUAGGCCACUGGCAGGAAUGGACAGGACAGGAGCUCCUGAGUGCACUGGUUUACUUUAAAAUGUACAGAUCUUCUCAUUAAGUCCAUGAUAGAUUUUUUAUAUUAUUAUUAAAGUCAGUUUAUAAUACAAA
Molecule: messenger RNA, 6763 nt
Organism: Manis javanica (Malayan pangolin)
Lineage: Eukaryota; Metazoa; Chordata; Mammalia; Pholidota; Manidae
Gene: PREX1
Product: phosphatidylinositol-3,4,5-trisphosphate dependent Rac exchange factor 1
Biological process (GO): intracellular signal transduction; positive regulation of GTPase activity; regulation of signaling
Cellular component (GO): plasma membrane
Molecular function (GO): protein binding; guanyl-nucleotide exchange factor activity; GTPase activator activity
Source: RefSeq, a predicted model, not a curated record